CACCUUAACGGCAAACCAAAACAACAAAUAUUAUACAGCCAACUAAUUAAUCAUGGAGGAGUAUAGCUACGCAUCUUCUGCUCGCAAAGUAGCUGUUUGGAUAGCUCUCAUUGCGCUGUUAGGCUAUGCCUGCGCCGGCGCCAGUGCUCAAGUGCAUUGCGACAGUUCAUUGCCCAUCGACACCGUGCCUUGCCAUAAUAUCUAUGGUUACUGCGUGACCGAAGUUAUCACUGCACUGCGGGAUGUAACGCCCAACCAAGACGGCUUCCGUUACACGUCCAUAUACCCGCAGGGCACCUUCGGUGGCGUUACAGGUUUCGCCAGUUGUUCCUCGACGACCGACGUCGAACACUGCCAACCGUGUCUCGUUGGUGCCAUGGACGCGCUGGACGACUGCAAAUCUUACGCCUCUGGCUCCUUCAUCGGCGACGUCUGUACUAUGUCAUUUGCCCAGUUUCUCCCUCAUGAAUGAAAAUACAGUACUGCUAAGUGC
This is a messenger RNA of Linum trigynum, 493 nucleotides long. Lineage: Eukaryota; Viridiplantae; Streptophyta; Magnoliopsida; Malpighiales; Linaceae. The record is from the annotation of a GenBank genome assembly.